Durotheca rogersii is the source of this 4382-nucleotide messenger RNA. Its product is annotated as FAD/NAD(P)-binding domain-containing protein. Lineage: Eukaryota; Fungi; Ascomycota; Sordariomycetes; Xylariales; Xylariaceae. The coding region runs from base 1 to 4164 and encodes 1387 amino acids. The record is from RefSeq and is a predicted model, not a curated record. Gene Ontology annotation, molecular function: flavin adenine dinucleotide binding; oxidoreductase activity, acting on CH-OH group of donors. The transcript is spliced from 6 exons.
AUGCCAUCAGUAAUUUCUGAUGUCACGGUCACCGCUGCUGAUGCUGCGAGCGUCGUCGGGCCUGAAGUGCCAUCCAAGAACGGGCGUUUCAGGAAGCUCACUAAUAGCGCGACCUGGCAUCCUGGCACUCAUGAUCACCCUAGGAGCUCGAGUCCUUCGGGUAGCUCUACCGACUCUAUGAACCAAAGCUUCAACGUAAACGUCGGGGACGGAUGGGACCGACCUAUUCCCAACGGCGUUUUCGGCGCUUAUGAAACCGAGGCGGGGGGGCCGCGGUCUCGCGCCUACGCCAGGAUACAGACUUGGGGAGACGACCCUAAGACAGCACAGUUCCCUCGCAUAUCAAAGAGCGUGGAGCUUAUGCGCCACUCCUAUGACUGCGUUGUCAUCGGCUCUGGGUAUGGCGGUGGCGUCGCCGCGUCUCGUAUGGCCCGUGCUGGCGAAUCCGUGUGUCUGCUCGAACGCGGCAAGGAGCGAUGGCCUGGCGAGUAUCCCGAGGACACAGGUGACGCCAUGAAACAGGUCCACUACUCCGGCGAGUUCACGCCCAGAUGGCUACCCGGGAAGGUCGUUGACGGUGGCGAUCCUACCGGCAUGUUCCACCUGAUAUUCGGUAACGGCCAAAGCGCUGUCGUCUGCAACGGCCUCGGGGGUACUAGUUUAAUAAAUGCCAAUGUGUAUCUGGAGGCGGAUGAUGAGACUCUCCAACAGGAAGCAUGGCCAAAGGAGAUAAGGGAUCGCAAAGGCUGUCUGAAGCGAUACUAUGAAAAGGCAGCCGAGGUCCUAGAACCAGAGACGUACCCUGAGGACUGGCCAAAAUUACCGAAGCUUGAACUCCUCAAGAAACAGGCAGCUUGUUUGAGUAUGGAAGACAAGUUUAGACGGGUGAGGCAGACUACACGAUUCCGGAACGGGCCAAAUAGUUGUGGCGUAGAGAUGUCGCCUUCGGCUCUCACCGGCCAAGAUUGCACCGGGUUAAACGACGGCUCGAAGAAUACCACUCUCGUCACUUAUCUAGCCGACGCGUGGAAUUGGGGAACUGAUAUGUUCUGCGAAGUGGAGGUGCGAUACAUUGCCAAAGCCCCCAGUAACCAACCCGGGUACAUCGUCUACUUCGCUUGGCAUGGUCGCAAUCGUGGUCAUUUCAAGGCCAACCUGCACGGCGACCUUAUGUGGGUUCACGCGAGGAAGGCCGUGUUUCUCGGCGCCGGCGCCAUUGGUACUACCGAGAUUCUCCUCAGAAGCAGAGACAUGGGCCUCGAGUUGAGCGACAAAGUCGGCCAGAAUAUGAGCGGGAAUGGCGAUAUAUUUAGCUUUGGGUAUAACGUAGACGACGAAGUGAACUCGAUGGGGAGACCGUUCCCGUCUCCUUACCACCCUAUCGGGCCCUGCAUUACCGGCAUCAUCGACAAUAGAGAAGGCCAUGAUAACCCUCUAGACGGCUACGUGAUCGAGGAAGGCACCGUCCCGGCAGCCCUCGCGCCGUUCUUGCAAGCCAUGCUUGAGCUAUUGCCUGGGAGUAUCGAACCGACGGGAGAAGGCUUGGUUGACAAGCUGAAGGCGAAUCUUGCUCGUGUUGGCAGCGCGGUCCUAGGUCCAUACUUCCGGAAGGGGGCUAUAGGGAAGACCCAAGUGUACCUGAUCAUGUCUCAUGAUACCAACCAGGCAUACCUGAGUUUGAAGAACGACAAGCCGGUCCUUGAGUUUAUAGGCGUCGGUCGCAGCGAUCACGUAGGAUACCUAAAGCAAGUGCUAGAGAAAGCUACAAAAGCUGUUGGCGGGACAUUUGUCCGGAAUCCCUUCGACGCUUUGAUGGGCGAGCAGCAAGUUACUGUCCACCCGAUUGGCGGUGCCUGCAUGGCUCGGGACGGAACUGGUUCCACUGGGGUCACAAACCACCAGGGCCAGGUAUUCACCGGCUCGGGCACUGAGGUCCACUCGGGUCUCAUCGUCACAGACGCAGCCGUCAUACCAACUGCUCUUGGUGCGAACCCGCUUGCGACGAUCACGGCUCUGGCCGAAAGAUCCGUAGAUCUCUACGCCAAGGAGAACGGGCUCGAGAUCAAGACGACGAAGAAUGAGACGCUCGAUCUCUUCGGCUCGCCUCAACAUUCGCACCAUCGCAGCAACCGGGGGUGGAAAGACCGCGUCGAAGAUACGCAGGAGAAUGCCAAAAUAAUCAGCGCUCAUACCACGAUAGAGACUGCUCGUCGCAUGAACGAUGCCGGCUUCGGUUUUACGGAAGUCAUGUCUGGCUAUAUCCAUCGAGACAGAGGCCUCAAGCGUGACAACAUCGACACCUACGAGUUGGCAGCCAGGACGGCGAAAUCCCUCUCCGAAACGGCACGAUUCUUCUUGAGCGUGCAGUCCUUCAACAUCCGAUCGAUUGUACACGACCCCAAUCACAAGGCGCUGCUGACCGGCACCUUCGUCUGUCCCACCAUUGAGGGAUCUCCUUUCAUGGUCCAACGGGGCGAUUUCAACUUGUUCUUACUCGAUCGCAAGGCACCCGGGACGCGAAAUCUAACGUACGACUUCGACAUGCGCGGCAUAAACGGAAGGAAACUCCAUUUCCAUGGAUACAAGGUCGUCGACUCCUCGGUCGCAUUGUCGCCGGCUCAGUUCUGGAGGUCGACUACCACCCUCUACGUCACCAUCACCGAGCCUCUGCCAGAGUCCCUGCGCCGAUGCGCCGACGCGGACGAGUGUGGCCUCCUGGGGGAUAUAGUUGCGAGAGGCAUCAUGCGUAUCCGACCUGAGGACUUCGUGUCUGAGGCCAUGACCCUCACCCCUACCGGCAGCAGCCUCCUCCAGAAGGCGAUAAGCGCAGGCAAUUUCCUCACCUUCUUCACGCGGAAGUCAUUGUCACUUCUCCUUUCGCCGCUCACGCCGCUGCAAUACCCUAGCCAGACCUACACCGGAUUCGUAAACAACACACCGCCGACCACGACAUACAAGAUCAAAGCGCGAGACGGCGUCGUUACCAGCCUACAUAUGUGGGAGCCCGAAAACCCCAUGAUCGAACCUAAGAAUUUGUUCAUGGUCCCCGGCGCUUCGGUCGACCACCAGAUCUUCGCGCUCCCCACCAUCCGGUACAAUGCCGUGAACUACUUCCGCCGCGCCGGCUAUCGUAUAUUUGUGCCGGUACACCGUAUCGGUAUGUUGAUGGUGGCGCAGGACGACUGGACGACCUUUGAUGCGCGCCUCGACCUCAAGGCCUGCUUGGAGAAGAUACGAGGGGACUUCCCCGGCUCUGAUGGGGAGCCCGAACCGACUUACAUCAUUGCACACUGCAUGGGGAGCGUGGCGCUCUCUACCGGCCUCCUCGACGGUACCAUACCCGGAAGCUGGGUCAAGGGAUUGACCUGCAGCCAAGUGUUCAUGAACCCUAUAUGGAACACGAUGAACAUGAUCAAGAUCAUGGCGCUACCGAUUCCCGCUGACCGCCUCUAUCGACUUGUGGCGGGCGACUGGUUCAGUUUCAGCACGGGAAAGAAUGACAGCCUUCUUCAGAAGGCCUUCAACGAGCUGCUGCGGCUGAUGCCGGACGAGCGCAAGGAGCUCUGUAACAACGCGAGCUGCCACCGGUGCACCUUGGCGUUGGGGCGAUGCUGGAACCAUCGGAACCUCAACGAGGCGACGCACCGGCAGAUCGACCGCUUCUUCGGGGGGGCGAGCAUGACGCUGAUGCACCUGCUGAUGAAGCAGGGGGUCGCGGGCGGCGUGAUGGGCAACGGGCCACUGUUCGAGCGGCUCGACACACUGGACAACAUCCGCCGGCUCAAAGGGAUCCCGAUCAUGCUAUUCGUCGGACGUGACAAUGCCGUGCUAAGCCCCGAGAGCACGGAGCGGACGUACGAGAUUCUUAUGGACGCGUUCGGGAUGGGCAAGGGCGGCGGCGACAACAUGACUGUCGCUGGGGCGUCCGGGGACGCCGCGGGCACGGGCAAUACCGCAGGCAAGAGCGCGGGAAUACGGUACCACCGGCGGGUCGUGCCCGGGUACGGGCACCUCGACUGCUGGAUGGGGCGCAAUGCUUGGAAGGACGUGUACCCGUUCGUCCGCGAGGAAGUCGACCGCGUGGUGCGCGGCGAAAAGUACCACUUCCACGAGCCGAACGACCACUUUAAAAGGCUAGUCGACAGCGGAAAGCUGCUGUACUAGAAUCGAGGGCAGCACACAUCUAAACGGGGUAGUAUGCAUACUGGAUGGCUGGAGUUGUAUGCGAUAUGUUAGAAGAUGGGAUGGUUAGACUGGAGUUUGGGGGCUUGGCGGCUUAGGGGGGAAAUGGGGUUCCGGUGAUAUAUACCCAUUUGAUAUAUCUAUUGUUUUCAUACCUGGUUAGCUUGAUGCCGCCUUGAGAAACCGCAGCUUUCCCUCUU